GAGAAAAUUUUGAAACAUCAACCACUAAAACAUACAUACAUAUAUAUAGUAGAAUACAAUUAGUUUCUUCCCUCAACAUAAAGGCAUAUUCUUAGUUACCCAUUUACAAUAUCCCUUUCCCUUUGCCUUUUCCAUCCCACCUUUAUUCUUUGCUUCCUCCCUCCUCCAUAGCCAAUGGCUCACAAUAUAAGCUUGAAGAAAAAGAAAAGGCAGAUUGAUUUAAUUUAUUUGUUGAGCAGAAGAAGAAGAAGAAGAAGGAUUAUUGAAGUUGAAGGGAUCUCCAUUAAUGGAGGCAGAAGGAGGAUUUGUUGUACAUGAACCUCCAAAUGCUAAGUUUGAGUUCACUCCCACAUGGAUUGUUGCUGUUGUUUGCUCCAUCAUUGUUCUCAUUUCCUUCUGCGCUGAACGUGGCCUUCAUCACCUUGGAAAGUGGUUACAGCGUAAAGGACAGGAUGCACUCUAUGAUGCCUUGCAGAAACUAAAAGAAGAGUUGAUGAUUUUAGGGUUCAUCUCCCUGUUAUUGACUGUGUCUCAAGGUGCAAUUGGCCAUUUCUGUAUGCCCCCAGAUUUUGCAAACUAUAUGCUUCCAUGCAAGAGGAAUGCAUCAGUUGUUCAUCAUUUCUCAUCUUCUCCUACUUUCAUCGGUGAUAAUAAUAUCGGGCGUCGUCUAUUAUCGACGCAAACAAAUGUUCAACAUUGCUCACGAAAAGGAAAGGUUCCUCUGUUGUCGUUGGAAGCUCUGCAUCAGCUGCAUAUUUUCAUAUUUGUGUUGGCUGUUGUUCAUGUUAUCUUUUGUGCUACUACCAUGCUUCUUGCUGCAGCAAAGAUACGACUAUGGAAGAGUUGGGAGGAUUCUAUUCCGGAGAGAGGAGUUCAAAUUUCACGAUCUGGAAAGGCUUCUCAAGAUGCCGAGUUUGUUGAACGUGCCCAAGGAUUUUGGAGAAAAGCUGCUGUCAUUGGUUGGGUGGUAGCAUUUGUGAAGCAGUUUCAUGGAUCAAUCACAAAGUCCGAUUACAUCUCUCUUCGACGUGGCUUUAUCGAGGAACAUUGCCCUAGAAGUCCUAAUUUUGAUUUCUAUGGUUACGUGACACGUACACUCGAAAAUGAUUUCAAGAAAGUUGUAGGCAUAAGUUGGUAUCUUUGGGUAUUUGUUGUGCUCUUUUUGCUGCUUAAUCUUGAAGGAUGGCACACUUAUUUUUGGUUGUCAUUUCUACCACUAAUUCUGCUGCUUCUAGUGGGGGCAAAGUUGGAAUUCAUAAUAACCCGUAUGGCUCAAGAAUUAAACUUGAGAAUAGAAGACAAGGAAGAACAAAAAGAACAAGAACAAAAACAAGAACAUCAACGUACAAAUCAAACAGUACAACAUAAGAAGAAGAAACAUUUUGGCCAUGAAGUGAAGCCCUCAGAUGAACACUUUUGGUUUGCUCGUCCUUCUCUUGUUCUUCUCUUGAUUCACUUCAUUCUCUUUCAAAACUCCUUCGAGAUCGCCUUCUUCUUCUGGAUUUGGACAACUUAUGGAUUUAAGUCUUGCAUUAUGGAGAAAGCUGUGUUCGUCAUCACCAGACUCUUCUUAGGUGCACUUGUCCAAGUGCUUUGCAGUUACAGCACAUUGCCAUUGUAUACUUUAGUCACUCAGAUGGGAAGCACAUUCAAAAAGGGUAUGUUUGGUAAAACAAUAGAGGAACUUCUAAUUUCAUGGGCCAAAGAGACAAGGCGCAAGAGAGAAGCAGCUGAAAAAUCUGAGCAAUCUCAGAGAUCAACACACCAUGACAUUGCUUCUACUUCUCAACCAUCAUCUCAAGUUGUUCAAAUUCCCCCAAUCCAUCACCCAUCAUCUUCUUCAAUUUAAUUUAACUCCUUUUAGUUAAUCAAUGACAACACUUGUUGAUUUCUCUCGAGUAUAUUGAAUUCUAUAGGUGUAAUUUAAAGAUACAACGAUAAUUUUACUUUUGAAUUUAACAUAUGAGGUGGAGGUUCAAACUUCUGCCUUUUGAUCCAAUAUGUAUGUCAUAACCAAUUGAGCUAUG
Momordica charantia (bitter melon) is the source of this 2027-nucleotide messenger RNA. RefSeq names its product Seven transmembrane MLO family protein (gene MLO13). Gene Ontology annotation, biological process: defense response. Lineage: Eukaryota; Viridiplantae; Streptophyta; Magnoliopsida; Cucurbitales; Cucurbitaceae. The record is from RefSeq and is a predicted model, not a curated record. Gene Ontology annotation, cellular component: membrane.